This is a messenger RNA of Dunckerocampus dactyliophorus (ringed pipefish), 4333 nucleotides long. RefSeq lists its product as uncharacterized. Bases 451 to 984 code for a protein of 177 amino acids. Lineage: Eukaryota; Metazoa; Chordata; Actinopteri; Syngnathiformes; Syngnathidae. The transcript is spliced from 5 exons. The record is from RefSeq and is a predicted model, not a curated record.
GAAGGCAACAGCUGCGAGCCACGCCCACUCGAGAAGGCAUCGUUGUUGUAAGGAAAGAGCAGGGGACAGCAAUGGCAUAUCACAUCAUGCUAGCUAAACCCCCAAUAGUAGUUUGUUGAUUAUUCGUUGUUUUUGACACUUUUUCUAGUAAAUAGCGUGUGUUUUAGCGUGGACCACAGUGGAAAGACUAGCACACUGGAUGUAAAGGCAAACACAGAGGCGUCUUGUUAUUACUGUUUGUGGCCUGCUUUUAUGGUAGCUUAAGUUAGCUUCAUCUGCUCCCUGGACCUCCCCUGGAAUUACACACCGGAGAAGACACAGCCGUUGUGGGCAAAGAGAUAACGAGAGACAAUGGCCCACCUUGGCAGCUAACUGACCUGAAAGCCACGGCGCUGCUUUCAAGGAUCCAAGUUGUUCCUCGGCUAUGAGAGUGAAUGAAAUCCCAUCCAAAUGGAACUGUACUGGUAUAUAGUGGUCAUCGUGUUCAUCAUCAUCAAGAUCUUCUUCUACGUGUGCUGGUACCGUUCGAGACAGAGACAGCUGGCAGCGUACCUGAGCAACCCCCGCAAUGCCCAGAUAGUCAUCGUGGGAGGGAGGGCCUACCUCCAUCAGAUGUGUGAGAGACAGAGUCAAGCUUCGCUCUGGCCGAGCUGGUACGGCGUGCAGGAGGACCAGUCAGCAGAAGAACCCUCCACAGCGCUGCCGCCUGCUCCAUCCUUCUCCCACCUGGACAUGCCGCCACCGUAUGAUUCAGUCUCUGGAGAGGACGAUCUGAAGCCCCCUCCCUACAGUGAGUGUGCCGACGGCGACGAGCCCGUCGCGCCUCGUCCCUCCCAUGACGCACCUCUCAUCUCUGAAGGAGGGGACUCCAGUGGCGUCAGCGAGGCCCCGCCCCCUUACUCGCAGUCACCCCCGCCCCAGGCCCGCCGACAAGACGGCCCCGAGAGCUGCCCGGAGCCGCACUCCGAGAACAGGCUCGUCUAGUUGAGUUCCCCAAUGCCGGGUUGCCUUUUCCCAAAUACUGCCUUCCUACGGACAAACCUCAGCGAUAGUUGCCAGCCUUGAGACACGAGUGUGCUCCGUGCUUUUUGAAGCCCACUUUUGCCUUUUUCUUUUGUUCCCCUCCCCCCCACCUCUUCUACUUUUUUGAGUCAUCUGAUGAGUUUGAUGAUAAGAGAUGAGCUCAGCCAGCCCGUGUGCCUCACAACUUGCCCAGCAUCCGCCAUGAGCGUGACAGCCCUGACGUCAAUGGAGCUGCAGCACAGGCGGGCAACAUUUAGCCGUUUCUCAGAAUGAAAACACGCUUCCAAGUGUAGCAUUAGUGUAGCGCAUUUCACGCCUCUUCGGAACGUGGUUUGAUGGAAUUAGCAAACACGAGUCCCUUUUUUAGUCACAGUCACGGCCGUCUUUUUGUCACUGCGACACCAAAAUGAAUUGAAAGGACGCUGUAAGUAGAUAAAAGACUCCGAAUUGACACUUAGUUUGCCUUUAUACGCCACCAUGCUGGAUUUGGAAUAGAACAAAGUGAGGAGAGUUGACUUUCAGCUUUAAAGGUCCCGUGUAUGCCAUUCUUCAACCAUUUGAAAUGAGUCGCAAAGGUCCAGCUUUUAUUUUAAGAUGCAUAGUGAAACCUGUUUUUUUCCCAAAGCACGAUCCUCCGGUGAAGUGUUGGUCAUGUACAUGGGGUGCGUUCCUCUAGUUAGGGAGGAGCGUUUUCCUUCAUGACAUCAUGAAAACUCGUUACUUCAAAACCAACCGUUUGAGCGCCUCUAUAAACCACAUUAAGAAGUCCAUUUUGCGUAAUAGAGGACCUUUAAUACGUCAGGCAGGGGUGUCCAAAGUGCGGCCCGGGAUUCAUUUUCGGCCAGCGGCUGUUUUUUGUUGUUUUUUUUAGCGUGUGGCAUGUUCUAAAAAUAGAACUUAACAAGAAAACUAAAAACAAAACAGCAGUAAUAAGGUACAAAUAUUUAGAGAAAUAGUUUUAAUCGAACAAGAAAAACUUGGAAUUUUACAAGAAUAACGUCAUUAUGAGGGAAAACGGCGUCAUUUGACGAGCAUAAAAUUAAGUACGUUUUUUAAAAGUUGCAAUAUGAAAAACAAAACAACGAAUACAUUUGUAAUUUUUGGAAAAUUGGGUUGGGGAAAAAGUCAGAAUUGCAAGAAGAAAGUUGAAAUGGGAAAAACAAAACAGCAAAAAUAAAGCUGUAAAUAUUUAGAGGAAAAAAAGUCGUAUUUCAACGAGGAAAAUAAAGUUGCAAUUUUAUGAGAAUAAGCUUGUAAUAUGUAAUUAUACAUUCAUUGCAUACAGUGUAAAUAUUGUUUUUCAUAGUAUGACAAGCAGCAAACAAAACGAAUAAAGUUGGAAUGUUUGGAAAGUUAGGUUGAGGAAAAAGUCAUAGUUUUAUGGGAAUAAAGUCAGAAUAUUAUAAGAAGAAAAUUGACUAAGCUUAAGAUGCAUCCUUUCAUUUUUCACUCUUUUGCCCUCGCUGGAAAAAGUUUGGACACCCCUGAUGCAAGUUUUCACCAAAACAGCAUUUACCACGUAGGAAUAGCAGACAUUUCUGUAGAAUAUGUUCAGGGCUCAAAAGUAUUUGGAUGAGUAAAGAUUUUCCAUCCAAGUGUUGUGUACAUACAACGCAUCACCGCUUUAAAAAACGGGAGUAUUUGAGACGCCGAUAAGAAUGUCUUAUGAAACGUCUUUUAAAGUAUAAAAUGUUUAGGCACGCACCACUAAUGAACGAUAAUGUAACAGGAUCCAUGAACUACGGAGUCCCCGAGGGGACAUGGAGGGAAUAAAUUAUGGGUAAAAACAAAACAAAAAAAACUAGCUUGCCUCCACAUAGCGAAAAUCUGUGCAAUUGUGGAGGUAAAAAGUGAUACUGUAACUAUAUAAAGGAAAAUGGUCACAUUUGGUCCUAGCUAGUGUUGCUAGAAACACAUCUGUUUGAGUACUGGGACGCGAAAGGAACUGCAUGGAUUGGCCGUAAAGUAUAUCGAAGUCUUUCACUUGUGUGCACGGCUUGUCCUAGAAGUAAACGGUCAUAUAUAUACUGCUCUUAAUUUGAAGUUUCAACGCGAACAUCCGCUCUAAACACGAAAGUAGUGGAAGUACAAUGCUCUUAAACUAAACAGUUUUGCGAGAUCUUUUUAUUUUUUGUCUUUUCUUUUUUUACCCAUCAUUUUUUUGUUCCCCAUGUCCCCUCGGUUAAAGCUGUCGGAAAAUGCUAUAUAUAAGUUUCACUUUCGCUUUGUCUCACCUAACGACGGUGCGUUCAAGGACCGCCAAACAGAAACAGAGAAAACAUCAGUGAAGAAUAAAUAUGUUCAAAUUGUAAGGUGGUAGAUGUCUGCUGUACAUUUUACCUGCUUUCUCACAUAUUUAUAAAUGAUUCUUGUCACUUGGGGUGACAUCCAACAUGGCGGCGUAUGCAGGCAAAUAUCCAGAAAUGGUCCAAUACGUCCGUGCCGACCAGUACAACUCAUUCAUUGUGUUAUUUGUUGUCCAGUGUUUCAUGUCGCUAUCUGUCCAAAGUGAUAACCUUAUAUUUUCAAUGUUGCUGUCAUGAGUACACCAAGGUGUUCCUCUAGAGGGGGCUACCUUGCCAAUGUAUUCACUACAGCUGUCUCCACCCAAUGCAGCGCCCCCUGCAGUUUGAAUCCAUCUAUUGCGUGCUAUUUGCCGGCUGUGAUUUGUGGUGCUGCUGUCCUAACGAGUUCCACCGGCGAGUGUUGCGAAUAUUUUGUCCAUUCUCUGCAUGAAUUGAAGUGGUCAAAGUAUGGUGUAUUGUUUGAGGUUGCGUGCCAACGGUAAACAUUGAAUUAUGAAAUGGUUCAUCAGCAUAGGGGCUUCAUUCCCUCCUUGUCAUAUCUUCCAGGGCUUUUUUUCUUGUUUCAUUUGAUUAUUGCAGAAAGGAAAACACCAAAAAAGUGUUUGCAGCUUUUUAUAAUAUCCCAUAAGUUACCACAGGUGGGUCAGUUCAAUUUGUGUUCUUAUUAUAUCUUAUUACUGUGCUUUAUUAUUAUUAUUAUUUUUAUUUGGUCACCACAUUUCAAACAGAAGAAGGUCCUGAUGGGUUGUUUGGUGUUUUUUUGUGGAGCCUUUACAGUGUAAAUGUAUUUGAUGGCAUCACAGAAUCAAGGGUUUCAAAUAGUUCCGAUGUAAUGAUGACUGUUUUGUAUCGUGACGACAAAUCAUUGAGCAAAAAAUAAUACUAUGAGCGAUGCAACGUGCAAAAUGUAGCUUUGAAUGAGUUCAUUGCAAACACAGCCAGCAUUGGAUUCAUCUAAACAUGACUGUCCUUUUACUGUCCACUUUGGUAACUUCAUGUUCAUU